UAAAGGGAAAGGACAGUCUCUCUUGGUCCUAGCUAUUGGGGUUAUGGUAACCACAAGGGCUGUAGUGUACCAUGAUUUCAAGAUUUUAAAUUUCUUAAUCCGAUAUGCAACAGACAGAGAUUUGAUAUAUGAAUAUAGUCUUGAAAAUGAAAUGACUAAUAUCUUCUCGUUUAUGUGCACUAUUCUACUCUACAAAAUGGGUGAUCCAAGACAAAACAAAUAUCGGCUAUUUAUCUUUAGUUUUCUAAGAUGACUCCCAUGCUUCUUUUAUUUUUCAUACUUUUUUGGACCAGAGCUUGAACUGUCUGAAUUAAAGCUUCUCUUUGCUGAAUUUGUGAUCAGUUUUAUGUUUAUUAUUUCUAUUCCCCAUAAGACAUUGGCGAGACUCUAUUCAAACAUUAUUUUCAGAAGUACUGUCAUAUUUACAUUUGGCAAUUUAUUUGCUUCUGAUUGUAUAUCUGUACUCAACAGCUCACUAUCAACUUCUGGAUUUCAAUUACUCCCUCUGGCAAUGCACAUUACCUUCUUGGCAAACACUUUCAUUGGACCUGAUUUCUUAGAAAGCAGACUUUUUGGGUUCCCAAUGGAUAUGCGUGAUGUCAAAGCAUGCUAUAGUGCUUUCUAUGGAAGUUGUGUUAUCGUUCUUGGUUUGGAUUACUUUAUGUCCCCGAAUGGAGUAUUGGGGCAAUGGACCCCAACAAGACUUCCGGGCUUGAUCGAAGAUCCAUUAGGGUUUUACAAAUGACUAGGUGUUUAUUAUGCAUUUGGAGGUUAUAUGAUUGUAACAAUUGGUUCUUAUCCAUAAAGCCAAGAAUUGAGUCCUGUUUGAUUUUCAAUUUUAUUC
Molecule: messenger RNA, 844 nt
Organism: Moneuplotes crassus
Lineage: Eukaryota; Ciliophora; Spirotrichea; Euplotida; Euplotidae
Source: the annotation of a GenBank genome assembly